Molecule: messenger RNA, 5768 nt
Organism: Rubroshorea leprosula
Lineage: Eukaryota; Viridiplantae; Streptophyta; Magnoliopsida; Malvales; Dipterocarpaceae
Source: the annotation of a GenBank genome assembly
CACCCUUAAUUUAAAUACCAAAAAAGGAUUAAAAAUUCAAUUAGAUGUGUGCCAAACCAGGGAGCAACAUCUGGGACCUCGCUCGCAAAGACGGGACGAGGAAGCUGAAGCAUCUUCCCGAGCCAAGAUUUGUGCUUUACCACUCGUCUUCCCUCCUCCACCUCCUCCUCCUCCCUCUCCCUCUCUGCCCUAACAAAGCUCUGCAUCCCCAUUCUCUCUCUCUCCUUUCCCGACCAUUACACCUCCUACGAUCUGUGCCGCUCUGAUCUGUUGCAGAACCGCUGAGAUCUCUCGCCGGCCUUUUUCUAUUUCUGUAUUUGUCUCUUGCCUCUGCUUUUCUCUGCCAAUUUCACUAUGAUUUCGUUUUCAGUGCAUUGAUGUAUUUUGCUCGUUUCCCGAUACGAUAACCCUCCUUUUUAUGAUUUCAUUUUGCAUCAGGGUGGAUAGCUAUCGCAAUCAUUUCGAUUUUCGUUCCGUGGGUUUCCAGUUUUGGCUUAUUUUAUUGGAGAGAUCCGUGGAGGUCAGUUGUUGUUAUCUGGAUCUGUAUCAGGGGUUUGUCGACAUUCAAUUGAAUUGAUUCAGGAGGUGCUUGAAGGUUUCCUGAGGCUUUGAAUUUCUGUGUGCCUUUCAAUAUGUUGCUGCAUUUUUAUUGAUUCAGAGCUAGCAAGUGGGUCUCUGUUGUUCGUCAUCAUCGCCUGUGUAUCUGCUAGAAUGAUAUAUGCAAGGUACAAUUUGAGAUUAUUUCGAGCUGCAUUCUAUAUGUUUGAGAAAAAGGGCUUUUGGGUUUUGCCGUGUGGGGCAUUGCAAGAUUGAAACUUGAAUAAUAGAAGAAAUUAGGUAGUUGGGGAAGGAAGAAGCUCGAAGAAAUUCUCUGGCUUGUUUAAUUUUGCUUGGAGCUGCAAGUAAGUAAUUGGUCUGGGCCUCUGGGUUUAAUUAUUCUUCAUAGUGGGUUUUGGGUAGUAAGGACCAUUGUUUGUAAAAUUCUCCAAUGUGGUCAUUGGAGAAUCAUUUAUGAUUUCCGGGCAGCCAUUGCUGUCAUCAUCAGAUUCUUCCUCUGUGGUGGUUAACCGACGUGCUCGUUCUCGCAACUUGGGCUCCUUUGGCUGCCUCUGCCAUAAAGUGUCUUUCUCUUCUUCUACAUUUGAGGAAACUCAGGCAGAUUCUUUGCUAAAAGACCAAGAAGAUGAUGGUGAGGAUGUGCUUGUUGGUGAUACUGGUUUUCAUUUGAAACCCCUUAGACCAGUAGGACCUUCUCUUUCCACUGGAACAACAAAGCAGGGCCACUCUGCUGACUGUUGCUUCCAUCAGCAGUUCUCGGUGGAAUGCCCCACGCAGGAGCAGAGAAGCCUGGUAUCGUGGGGUUCCAUGGAGCUGCCUGAAAACAAUAACACUUCUACUACUUUUGAAAUUUCCGGGGCUUCAUCUAUGGUGCAAGAAAAGUUGAACAAGUCUCGGAGGUUCCACAAUAAAAAUGUGGAACUUGGUGAUGAUCCAUCUUGUGCAGAAGAUCCUAGGUUGAUAUACAUUAAUGAUCCAAGGAAAACAAAUGACAAGUAUGAGUUCACUGGGAAUGAGAUUCGAACAAGCAAGUACACGCUGAUCACAUUUUUGCCCAAGAACCUUUUCAUUCAGUUUCACCGAGUUGCCUACCUAUAUUUUCUGGCUAUUGCUGCUCUCAACCAGCUGCCACCUCUUGCAGUCUUUGGGAGAACAGUGUCUCUUUUCCCUCUGCUCUUUGUGCUCUGUGUCACUGCUAUUAAAGAUGGUUAUGAGGACUGGCGAAGGCACAGGUCAGAUAGAAAGGAGAACAACCGGGAGGCUGCAGUGCUUCAUUCUGGUGAAUUCCGGUUGAAAAAAUGGAAAAAGAUAAGAGCUGGUGAAGUAGUUAAGAUCUUUGCUGAUGAGACAAUUCCCUGUGACAUGGUUUUGUUACAGACAAGUGAUCCUAGUGGACUUGCUUACAUUCAGACCAUGAAUUUGGAUGGUGAGUCAAACUUGAAGACAAGGUAUGCAAGGCAGGAGACAGCUGCUUCAGAAUUCGAAGGUUCUGCAAUAUCAGGGCUGAUCAGAUGUGAACAACCUAAUAGGAAUAUCUAUGAAUUCACUGCUAAUAUGGAGUUCAAUGAUCAAAAGUUUCCCCUUAGCCAAUCAAAUAUUGUUUUGCGUGGUUGUCAGCUGAAAAAUACUGAUUGGAUAUUAGGUGUUGUGGUGUAUGCUGGACAGGAAACAAAAGCAAUGUUGAAUAGUGCAAUAUCUCCUUCAAAGCGAAGCAAACUGGAGAGUUACAUGAACAGGGAAACCUUUUGGUUAUCAAUUUUCCUUCUUGUAAUGUGUUCUGUGGUGGCCCUUGGUAUGUGCCUAUGGCUCCGUCGCCAUGAGGAGGAGCUUGACACCCUACCUUAUUUCAGAAAACGAUACUUCACAACAGGGAGGGAUAAUGGAAAGAAAUACAAAUAUUAUGGAAUUGCCAUGGAGACUUUUUUCUCCUUUUUGAGUUCCAUAAUAGUAUUUCAGAUAAUGAUUCCUAUCUCUCUUUAUAUAACAAUGGAGAUGGUUCGAUUGGGACAAUCUUAUUUCAUGAUUGAAGACAAGCACAUGUAUGACAGCAACUCUGACUCAAGAUUUCAGUGCCGAUCAUUGAAUAUAAAUGAGGAUUUGGGUCAGAUACGUUAUGUCUUUUCGGACAAAACUGGGACACUUACUGAAAACAAAAUGGAAUUCCGGCAAGCAAGUAUCUGUGGGAAGAAUUAUGGAAACUAUGUUCUUAUGGUGGAUUCACAAGAGGAACAGGACAUCACAGCUGCUGCUGUUGGUAGAAGAAGAUGGAAACUUAAAUCUGAAGUUCCUGUUGAUGUUGAACUCAUGCAAUUAUUGCACAAAGACUUGGCUGGUGCUGAGAAAACGGCUGCACAUGAGUUCUUCCUUACCCUUGCCGCUUGUAAUACUGUAAUCCCAAUGCAUACUCAAAGUCCCACUUCUGAUGUGGGAAGAAGUCAUGCACAAGAAGAUGUGGGAGCUAUUGCGUACCAAGGUGAAUCUCCUGAUGAGCAAGCACUAGUUUCUGCAGCAUCUGCUUAUGGUUACACUCUCUGCGAGCGCACAUCUGGGCAUAUUGUGAUUGAUGUCCAUGGUGAAGAAUUAAGGCUGGAUGUUUUGGGCCUGCAUGAGUUUGACAGUGUGCGGAAGAGAAUGUCUGUUGUUGUCAGGUUCCCAAAUAAUACCGUGAAGGUGUUGGUGAAAGGUGCUGAUACCUCAAUGUUCAGCAUUUUAGCUGAAGACACUCAGAAGGAUGAUCAAACAAAACGUGCAACUCAUAGUCAUUUAACUGAAUAUUCAUCACAAGGUCUUCGAACUCUUGUAGUUGCUGCAAGGAAUCUUACAGAUUCAGAACUUGAGCAAUGGCGGUGCAGGUUUGAAGAUGCAAGCACUUCUUUAAUUGACAGAACUAUGAAACUACGCCAAACAGCAGCUCUCAUAGAAUGCAACUUAAAUCUACUUGGAGCAACUGCAAUUGAGGACAAGCUCCAAGAUGGUGUACCAGAGGCAAUUGAGGCUCUUCGUCAAGCAGGAAUAAAAGUCUGGGUUCUGACUGGUGAUAAGCAGGAAACUGCAAUUUCUAUUGGUCUCUCGUGCAAACUUCUGACUCCUGAUAUGCAGCAGAUAAUUAUAAAUGGCAAUUCAGAGGAGGAAUGCAGAAAUCUUUUGGCUGAUGCAAUGACCAAAUAUGGUGUGCAAUCGUCCAAUAGAAGGUAUCAGAAUUCAGAAAGGAAAAGAAAUGUGGAAAAUGGGUAUCUUGAUAUACCCUAUGGUAUAAAAAGGUCCAAUGAGCUGCAAUGCCAUGACAGGAAGGAAGAAAGAAUUGCAUGUGCACCACCCUUAGCACUCAUAAUUGAUGGCAACAGUCUGGUGUACAUUUUGGAGAAGGAUUUAGAGUCAGGACUUUUCGACCUUGCAACUUCCUGUAGGGUUGUGCUAUGUUGUCGAGUUGCACCGUUGCAGAAAGCUGGAAUUGUUGAUAUGAUCAAAAGCCGCACUGAUGAUUUGACACUGGCUAUAGGGGAUGGAGCUAACGAUGUCUCUAUGAUCCAAAUGGCGGAUGUUGGUGUUGGAAUAUGUGGCCAGGAAGGGCGUCAAGCAGUGAUGGCAUCUGAUUUUGCCAUGGGCCAGUUUCGGUUUCUGAAGAGAUUGCUUCUGGUGCAUGGACACUGGAAUUAUCAGCGUGUUGCUUAUUUAGUUCUGUACAACUUUUACCGUAAUGCUGUUUUUGUCUUGAUGCUAUUCUGGUACAUAUUAUGCACAGCCUUUUCAACAACUUCUGCAUUGACAGAUUGGAGUAGUGUAUUUUAUUCUGUUAUAUAUACAUCAAUCCCUACUAUUGUGGUUGGCAUUCUGGACAAGGACUUGAGCCAUAGGACUCUUUUACUGUAUCCAAAACUAUAUGGCGCGGGGCAUAGGCAUGAGGCAUAUAACCUGCAACUAUUUUGGAUCACAAUGAUUGACACGCUAUGGCAGAGUCUUGUUCUCUUCUACAUACCCCUCUUUACCUAUAAGGAGAGCUCAGUUGACAUAUGGAGCAUGGGCAGUUUAUGGACUAUAGCAGUUGUUAUUCUUGUAAAUAUUCACCUGGCGAUGGACAUUAAGCGUUGGGUAUUUAUUACUCAUGUUGCAGUUUGGGGAUCAGUAAUUAUCACCUAUGCAUGUAUGGUGGUAUUGGAUUCUAUACCUAUAUUCCCCAAUUACUGGACAAUUUACCAUCUGAUUAAGUCUCCGACCUAUUGGCUCACCAUAUUUCUUAUAGUAGUUGUUGGAUUACUUCCUCGAUUGCUUGUCAAAGUUGUACAUCAGAUCUUUUGGCCUUCAGAUAUUCAGAUUGCCAGAGAAGCAGAGUUACUAAAGAAACCACCUGACAGGUCAAAGCCUGAUCAAGGGUCCAGUUAAUCUGUUUGUUCCAUGGUAUUUGGAAAUGAUUUCCUGAGUCUGCCCUUCCUGUGGCAUGCAGUUGUAAGUUAAAUGGUAUGUGCAAGUUCUACCUUGUUUUAACUAGUCAAUAUUCAUGGUACCAAUACUUUCCUUUAAAUUCAGUCAUGUGUAUUAGAAGCUUCUACAGUGAACCAUUCCCUCAAAGUUUACUGUUAAUUUAAUAUAAAGGGUGAAUUUAAAAAUAUUACAUGGUUUGAUUUGUUUUCUGCAAUGAUUGAAAUACUUUUUGGCUCUAACAUCAGGAACUAUUUUUAUAUCAUCCUUGUAGAUCUUUUAUUUAAAAUUGGUUUUAGGAAUUGUUGUUGUUCCAAAUUUAGAUGUGAACUAAUUAAGUGGGUUUUAAGUUCCUGCAUGUUUAAAGAUCCUUUUUAAGUUAUUUGUUGUCUUUUCAAAUUGUGUUUAAGCUUCAAAGUCAGAAUUUUGUAACGAAUAGUGCAACAUAAUAAAGUGUCUCUCUCCAGCUGCUGCUGCUUUGCCCCCAAAGUUUAGUGAGGGGUGUUAAAAUACAUCUUAUGUCAUGUGGAAGGACUGGUAUUGUGAUUAUUAAACCAAGCAGAAUAAACUUGUUUUGCAGCUGCCAUGUAUGAUUUAAUGAAUUAACCCAUGACUUUUAGGUUUUUUAAUCAAGGCAAUUUUUAUCUGCACACAUCUAGGAAAUAUAUGCCUGUACAUACUAGAAAUAAUUACCAUAUUCAGUGUGUGGUUCUCAUUCCUCAGAUGAGUUAAGGGCAGAGGAUCUGGCACCAGUAUGUGAUCAAAAGGUUGGCAUUCACAGCAGGGCAGAGAAA